Messenger RNA from Ichthyophthirius multifiliis, 1377 nucleotides. RefSeq lists its product as hypothetical. The record is from RefSeq and is a predicted model, not a curated record. Gene Ontology annotation, molecular function: GTP binding. Gene Ontology annotation, cellular component: nucleolus. NCBI's taxonomy places the organism in Eukaryota, Ciliophora, Oligohymenophorea, Hymenostomatida. The transcript has 5 exons.
AUGGGCAAAAACAUUCAAAAUUCAAACAAGAAAAAAUUUGCAGCAAAAAAAAAUGUAAUAACAAAAAACGAUAAAGAUCAAUAAAGAAAAAACAAAAGACAUGAAAAUUUACAAAAAGCAUUAGGUUGUUCGACUAAAAGUAAUAAUAAUAAAAAAAAAAAUCAAUAAAAACGAAAAAAAGGAAGUAAAAAUAUAGAACUACCAAAUUUAAAUGCAUUUAAAAGAAAAAUACAGCAAUCAUUAGAAAGAAAAAAAAACCAAAAAAAUUAAUUAAAUUAACUAAAAAAUAAUGAAAAUAAAUAUCAAAACAUCCAAAUUCAACAAAUUUAAUAAAAUCACGAAAAUAUACAAGAAGAGGAAAAGUUCCAAAAACAAUUUGAAUACUAAGACGAUUAGGAUUUCUAAUAUUAAUAAUUGUAACAAAAUGACAAUAAUAUUCUAAUUAAAGAUGGUAAGAAAUAUUUCAGAGAAAUGAAAAAAGUAUUAGAAGCAUCAGAUAUUAUAUUAGAAGUAUUAGAUGCCCGUGAUCCAGAAUCAAGCAGAUGUAGAUAAGUAGAAGCUGAACUAUUACAAAUGAAAGGAAAUAAAAGAAUAAUACUAGUAGGUAAUGCAGAAGCAUGGCUUAAAGUUUUAAGGAGGGAAUACGCCACAGUAUUAUUUAAAGGAAAUACCUAAAAUUAAAAUGAUAAUUUAUCAGGAAAUUAACUUUUUAAAAAAUCUUUAACAAAUAGAGAAGAUUUAACAAAUGAUCUCAUGAAUAGUUCGAAAUCAGUCGGUGCUGAUAAAUUACUUGAACUUAUUAAAAAUUAUUCUAAAAAUGAUGGAAUUAAAACUGCAGUUUCUGUCGGUGUAAUUGGAUAUCCAAACGUAGGAAAAUCUUCUUUGAUUAAUUCACUAAAAAGAUCAAAAGCUUGUGGUGUUAGUAGUGUUGCUGGAUAUACUAAAAAUUUAUAAGAAGUUAUUAUAGAUAAAAAGGUAAAAGUUAUUGAUUGUCCAGGAGUUAUUUUUGAUGAUGAAAAUAAAAAAAAUUGCAGUCUAAAAAAUGUUAUUAAACCUGAAUUAAUUGAAGAUCCUAUUUAACCAGUAGAAGAAAUUCUUUAAAAAAUUACCAAAAAUGAAAUCUUGCUGCUAUAUAAAAUAGAUGAUUUUAAAACAACACUUGAAUUCUUGUGUAAAUUAGCUAUUUUAAGGGGAAAAAUUAAAAAAGGAGGUGCUCCUAAUAUUGAUAUUGUGGCUAGAAUGGUUAUUUAAGAUUGGAAUUCAGGAAAAAUAAAAUAUUAUACUAUUCCUCCUGUUUAUGAAGUUGAAUAAACUAUAGUAUUAAAUAAUUAAUUAAAUAUUAUUAAUGAGUAAAUUGAAUAAGAAGAAAUAUAAUGA